This is a messenger RNA of Patiria miniata (bat star), 2641 nucleotides long. RefSeq lists its product as uncharacterized. The coding region runs from base 546 to 2390 and encodes 614 amino acids. Lineage: Eukaryota; Metazoa; Echinodermata; Asteroidea; Valvatida; Asterinidae. The record is from RefSeq and is a predicted model, not a curated record. The transcript has a single exon.
AAAAAUGGACAUGCAGAUUGUUUGGUUUUGAUGAAUUAUUGCAGCUUGAAAGCAUUGUUAUGAAACAUGUUCAUGUAUACUCAAAUUGUUUACUCAUAAUGAUUUCAUGAUUUCUUUUAGAAACCACCGGACACCAGGGGUCAGGUACUUUUGAGGAUUUGCAACAGCAAAUUAUCGACAACUACAAGCGAACUGCAAAGACUAUUCCUGCACACCCUAUACUGCAGUCACGUAAUGUAGAUAUUGAUAAAUUCUUUAUCCCUCUGUUACUCAAAAAGAACAUACCAGGCAAAAGAAAAUCAAAGAGGUCGGUGAGAUUACCAGAAGGAAAAAGAUUGUUAGAUAUCAAUCAGACCACUAGGCUCCAUUCCCUGGAGGAUUUGUUGAAUCCAGAAGUAGUUGAGGAAAUCAAGAUUCUUCUUUAUGGCGGGGCCGGGACGGGUAAAUCAACCCUGUUAGUGAAAGUUGCAAACUCCUGCAUCAUACUCAGUUCAAAACCCCUUCUUGGUAGAUUCGAUCUUGUGCUUUGGAUAAAGCUGAGGCAAAUGCAGCAAUCUAGUUGUAUCUUGGAUGCCAUAUUUGACCAAAUUCUGGCACGAAACACCAAACUGACAAAACACGCAGUCAAAGUGUUCAUUGAUGAUCACGAAUCAGGCAUUGCCCUGCUGUUGGACGGAUUAGAUGAAAUUCCUUCUCAUGUUUUGCACUCUAAGGGGGGUGUGUACAGGGUUCAGGAUAUCUUACACAGCAAAGUCCUUGCAAAAAGUUUUGUGUUGGUAACUACCCGACCACACAUGACCGAAUAUGUAUUGAGCGAUGACCACCAGUAUGCAGUGGUUGAGACUGUUGGCUUCACACCACAAGACAGAGAUCGGUACAUCAGAUUAAACUUUCCUGAUGAUGCUGACAUGGGAGACAAAUUGAUUUCAAAUCUGAAAGUCAAUGCAAAUCUGCAGGAAAUGGCUGUAGUUCCAAUCAUUUCCCAGAUGUUGUGCCUUGUUUGGGAGAAUCAACAGUCCUUGCCAGAGAGAAUUACCGAGCUGUAUGCAGAGUUUGCAUUGGCUCUUUUCAAGCGCCGUAAUAAAGAUAUGAGUGGUAAACAAGUGAUGUCUAACAUGAUGUCCAUCAUUGAUGGCUUGGGGCGUGUUGCAUUGCAAGGGUUACUAGACUCUAGUGGGGAAAGACUCAUGUUCGAUGAAACUGAAUUUCAGGAUUGUCAGUCUUGCUUACGUGAGGGUUGUCGUGUGGGUUUUGUUCAACUUGAACAGUACACUAGUGGUCUGCAUGUAAACGUGUUGGUCACUUUCCCUCACAAGACCAUCCAAGAAUACUUUGCAGCAUGUCACCUGGUGAAAUUACUACAAGAUGACGUAAAAAAGUUCCGUCAUCAGUUGAAGCAGAUUGGAGAACAUAAUGUUCAUGCGAUGGGAUAUCUGCUGAGAUUUUGUUGCGGUAGAUCAGGACAGGCUGCUGGUCUCAUUCUGGAUCACAUAAAAAAUGUGCAAUCAGAGAGGCUAGAUUUCGAGAAGAAACCGCAGAUGUUGGCUCGGUGGUUGUUGUUGGAGUCUGGUUCAGGAGAGUUGGCUGCCAAACUUGUCAGACCAAAUAUGGUACACUGCAACAGUAACGAAGACCUGAAAUCACUGAACUACUACUUACAACAUGUCACUCCGCCACUUAAAUGUAGACAUUUUUACAUGGACGUAAGACAGCAGGAGCUUACCUUUCUCAAGGGAAUUCUUCUGAGUGACAGCAUAAAGUCAGCUGAUAAGGUAGUUGUUAACUACCACUUGUCUGAGCAGCAGCAGGGGGGGAAGGAGCUUAGCCUCCUUGAGAAAACACUUGGUGUGGUGGAUGAACAGCACCGUGCUCUAUUAGAUGUCACCAUUCACAUUGUGCGGGAGUCAUGGUUUGACCUGGGGCCUAUCUCACACAGCUUUUUCCGCAUGCAGAAACAAACAGGCAGUCUUAGUUUGUCUAUGGUCACACGAUCACCGGAUGAGUUUUUUUAUCUAUUGAAUGCACUGGAAGGAUGCAGGUUGAGUUCGCUCACACUGUGGGACAUUGACCUGCAUGCACGGUUGCGAAAUGUUAGCCACAUCUCGUCAUCCCUUGUUAGCUUGAACCUAUCUGGAUGCGGGUUGGUCGAUGAUGACGUGAAGGACCUGAUGAGGAUCCUCCCUGCUGGACAUGAUUUAAGUAUGCUCGUUCUUGAUAACAAUGCAUUCAGUUCGAAUGCAGUGAGCGCUCUCACCCAUCAUCUCCGACGUCUCCCUAAUAUUGGGCUGUUGCCAUCGGCUGAUGAAAGGGGGGGUUUAAGACGAACCAGGGGCCUGACAAAGUCAGAGGGACUACUGCUGUCGUGGGGGAUCCCCCUUGCAGAUGAGUAGGACCUAGCAAGGCGGUGAGGGCAACAAGAAACAAAGCCAGACAGCUUCUCUGUGUUCACAUGACUUUAUUGCCGACUGCUGAACCUGAAGGCCACCUGUAAAAAUUGGGCAGGCACUACCAUGCAGCCCGCAUGGUCUGAGGGGUAUAAAAUAAAACGUACAGUUCAUGUCCAGUGGAUAAUUCACGUAUUUAAUCAGAGCCUUGGUCUUUGACAACUGGAAUUUUAACAUUAGUCCAGCGGAUAUGUGAC